Aedes aegypti (yellow fever mosquito) is the source of this 1854-nucleotide messenger RNA. RefSeq names its product probable cytochrome P450 9f2. Gene Ontology annotation, molecular function: monooxygenase activity; heme binding; oxidoreductase activity, acting on paired donors, with incorporation or reduction of molecular oxygen. The record is from RefSeq and is a predicted model, not a curated record. The coding region runs from base 178 to 1809 and encodes 543 amino acids. NCBI's taxonomy places the organism in Eukaryota, Metazoa, Arthropoda, Insecta, Diptera, Culicidae. The transcript has 2 exons.
GGCCGAGCUUAAAUUGAAAAAUUGAUAGGUCAAUUAACAUCAUCGCUGGUGUAGACGUAGUCCACUUACCUUAUCAAUCUAUUUAAAUAACGUAUGUUAAUAAAUAUUUUGCCUUCGAGACGUUGAUAUUAUUUAUAAGCUCUCAGUUAUCGUACGGAAGUCGAGUGAACUAGUCAAAUGUUGAAAGUGGACCUGUUCAUGGCUGCGGCCGUCCUGGUCGCAGUUCUUCUGUUCUGUCGUUACGUUGCGAAGAAAUACCAAUAUUUUCUAACAAAACCGGUGCCAUGCGUCAAACCGACCUUCCUUUUGGGCAGCAGUGGGCCAACUAUAUUCCGCAAGGUCGACGUGGCAACCCAUUUCAAGAAAAUCUACGACGUCUUCCCGCAGGCACCUGUAAUAGGCUUCUACGACUUCACGACGCCAAUGUAUCUGCUGCGUGAUCCGGAGAUGAUCAAGAAGGUUAGCAUCAAAGACUUUGACUACUUCACGGAUCAUGUUCCGAUGAUGCCUACCGACGCCGAAAAAGAACACAACCCAGACACCUUAUUCGGAAAUACGCUGUUAUCGUUGCGUGGCCAGAAGUGGCGAGAUAUGCGAUCGACGCUGAGUCCGGCCUUCACCGGAAGCAAAAUGCGGCACAUGUUCGAGCUGGUAGCCGAAUGCGGAAGGUCGCUGGUGGAGCACUUUAAGGCGGAAGCUGCUGCCGGAAGGACGAUGGAACACGAGAUGAAGGAGACGUUUUCGAAGGUCGGAAGCGAUCUGAUCGCGACGCUGGCGUUCGGGAUCAAGGUAGACUCCCUACGCGAACCGGAGAAUGUAUUCUACGCGAACGGCAAGAAAAUGCUGAACUUGAAGUCCUUGGCUACAUUCGUAAAGUUUCUUUUGAUUACGUUUGUACCUCGACUGAUGCGGUGGUUGAAGGUGGACGUUUUGAACGGCCAGUCUGCGGCUUACUUCAAACGAAUAAUCUUGGAUAACAUGGAACAACGAGAAGCACACAAGAUUCUCCGGAAUGACAUGAUUCAGAUUCUUAUGGAGGUUAGGAAGGGCACGUUGCAGCAUCAGAAAGAAGAGAAGGAUACCAAAGAUGCAGGAUUUGCCACGGUGGAAGAGUCACAAGUUGGGAAAUCUUCGCACUCGAGAGUUUGGACGGAGAACGAGCUAGUUGCCCAGUGUUUGCUAUUCUUUUUGGCAGGAUUGGACACGAUCUCCACUUGCAUGACCUUCCUAACCUACGAGCUCACGGUUGAUCCGGACAUCCAGCAGCGUCUCUACGAAGAAAUCACGGAAACGGACAAAUCGCUGAACGGCAAGCCACUGAGCUACGACGUUUUACAACGGAUGCAGUACAUGGAUAUGAUCGUGUCGGAAACAUUACGGAAGUGGCCUCCAGGGGUCAUCUCCAAUCGGUACUGUAACAAGAACUAUCUUUACGAUGAUGGACGUGGAACGCAGUUUGUCAUCGAAAAAGGUCAGGUUAUACUGAUUCCUUCAUACUGUAUUCAACGAGAUCCAAGGUACUUCCCAGAUCCAGAUCGUUUCGACCCCGAACGGUUCAACGAAGCUAAUCGAGCCCAGAUCAACACAUGUGCUUACAUUCCGUUUGGCGUCGGCCCUCGGAACUGCAUCGGAUCACGUUUGGCUCUGAUGGAGGUGAAAUGUAUGGUUUACUACUUGCUGAAAGACUUUGAGCUGAUCGCAACGGAAAAGACGCAAAUUCCUGUAAGCAUUGCUCGCGACUCGUUUGGAUUGCACCCGGAGAAGGGCGUUUGGAUUGAGUUCAAACCCAGAAGCUCUCAAGAUUCUUAAGACGGUUAUCAUUUGCGCAGUGUGGUAUGAAAAUUUCAUCACUAU